Messenger RNA from Sorex fumeus (smoky shrew), 1068 nucleotides. Its product is annotated as keratin-associated protein 10-2. NCBI's taxonomy places the organism in Eukaryota, Metazoa, Chordata, Mammalia, Eulipotyphla, Soricidae. Bases 43 to 603 code for a protein of 186 amino acids. The record is from RefSeq and is a predicted model, not a curated record. The transcript has 6 exons.
UUGGGUGUCGGCGGCCGCCGUAGAAACGGCUCCCCGAUCUCCAUGGCAACGGCGCGAAGCCGCCGGAGGUUUCUGGGCGGUGCUGCGGCCGCGGUCCGUCGGCCCCGGCGAGGCGCGGGAUUCGGGAACUGCCCGCCGCCCCGAGCGCGCAGCUCCCGGACCGGCCGGAGCUGUUGCUGCCCCAUGGAUGCUGCUUCUAGCUCGUGGAACCCACCCCCGGCUCCCGUGAGCAGUCCCUCCCUGCUGCUCCCCGUCCCUGCCAUCGUCUUCAUCGCUGUGGGCGUCUAUUUGCUGCUGUUGGGCCUAGUGCUGCUGACCAGGCACUGCCUGCUGGCCCAGGACUGCUGCCCGGCCUGCAGCUCCCCCUGCAGUCAGCAAAGUGCCUCCAGGCCCCCAGACUGCUGCUGGACCUGCCUUGAAGCCUGCGACUUCCCUCUGCCCAGCCCAACCCACUUCCUGGAUGCCUGCUGUCCCCAACCCACGGAAGCUGGCUGGGUCCCGCGCUGCCCUCGCUGCUGCCCGCUGUGUGACUGCGCCUGUGCCUGCCAGCUCCCCGACUGCCAGAGCCUCAACUGCCUCUGCUUCGAGAUCAAGCUCCGAUGAGGACCCAGAGGCCCUGCCCUCUGGGGAGCGACCAGCCCCCCGGGCCCACACGCCCUCAUCCCUGACAGGCCUCAGGACACUGCUCUCCAGGCCACCGGAACCACACAUGGCAUGCCCAGCUCGCUGGCCCAGGCAGCUAGUGCCAAGAGCCUGGCUCCUGGCAGGCAGGACUCAGAGCCCAGGGCCAGCUGGAUGGCAGCCCAUUUGAGGGCCAGUGUGCGGUGGGCCCUGCCUGCCUGUCCCCUCCCCAAGUGAACUUAUGUCUGAAGUUAGAGUGUUGCUGGCCACUGACAGCAUUAGGGGAGGCACCUGGUCCGGAGUACUAGAAUAUUGGGGUGCCCCUACCAUGCCCCUCUGUGGACUUUUGGUUAUUUUGAGAUCCAAGUCCAGAGAUUCUCUUCUCUGGACUAUCUUUGGAGGGCCUCAGUGUGGAUUUCCAAGGAAGGAAUUGCCUCUGAAGCAGCG